Molecule: messenger RNA, 948 nt
Organism: Condylura cristata (star-nosed mole)
Lineage: Eukaryota; Metazoa; Chordata; Mammalia; Eulipotyphla; Talpidae
Product: olfactory receptor 14A16-like
Exons: 1
Coding region: 1-948 (315 amino acids)
Biological process (GO): G protein-coupled receptor signaling pathway
Cellular component (GO): membrane
Molecular function (GO): olfactory receptor activity; G protein-coupled receptor activity
Source: RefSeq, a predicted model, not a curated record
AUGGGUGACAGCGUGCCCAACGUGACCCUCGUCACGGAGUUCCUGCUGCUGGGGCUCCCCGAGGACCGGGCGCUGCAGGGGCUCUGUGCCGGCGUCUUCCUCCUGACGUACCUGGCGGCCGUCACGGGCAACCUGCUCAUCGUGGCCCUCACCUCCGCGGACCUGCGCCUGCAGACGCCCAUGUACUUCUUCCUCAGGAACCUGUCGCUGGUGGACAUCUGCUUCAUCUCGGCCACCGUCCCCAAGUCCGUCGCCGGCGCCCUGACCGGCAGCCACGCCAUCUCCUUCCGGGGCUGCGCCGCGCAGGUCUUCCUGGUGAUCGCCUUCGCGGGCGCGGAGUUCGCGCUGCUGCUGGUGAUGUCCUACGACCGCCACGCCGCCAUCUGCCGCCCGCUGCACUACAGCGUCCUCAUGAGCAGGGCCGCCUGCGUGCGCAUGGCCGCGGCCUCCUGGCUCGGCGGCUGCGUCUACGGCUCGCUGCACGCGGCGGGGACCCUGUCCGUCCGCUUCUGCGGGCCCAGCGUGGUGCACCAGUUCUUCUGCGACAUCCCCUCGCUGCUGGCGCUGGCCUGUCCCGGGGAGCAGAGGCUGGAGUUCGCCUUCAUCGCGGGCAGCUGCGGUUUCUCGCUCGUGUGCUUCCUGUUAAUGGCUGUGUCCUACGCUCAGAUCUUCGCCGCCGUCCUGAGGAUCCCGUCGGCCCAGGGCCGGGCCAAGACCUUCUCCACCUGCCUGCCCCACCUCUCGGUGGUGGCCCUGUUCCUCUCCUCGGGCUUUAUCGCGUAUUUGGGUUCAGCUUCGAAGUCCCCGUCGUCCCUGAACCUCUUUAUCUCGGCGCUGUACUCGCUGCUGCCCCCCAGCCUGAACCCCGUCAUCUACAGCCUGAGGAACCGGGACAUGAAGUUGGCCCUCGGCAAACUGUUUGGUGAAAAGAGCAGCGCUGAUGUCUGA